UCGUCCUCAGCGUGAACUGAGGUUUAAUAUAUCGUCUGCUGUCUCUUUAGCAUUCAAAACAAAAAUGGCUGCCAGAGGGACACUUCGCUAUAUUAUACGUCUGACGACAAGACCACGUGUUGCCAGAUUUUCUUCGUUUCCUACGCCUACAACUAAAUUAUUUAUCAACAAUGAAUUUCUGGAGUCAAGAACCAACCAGUGGAUUGAUUUACGCAAUCCAGCAACAAACAAGGUUAUAUCCAAAGUACCAGAAAGUACAACUGCAGAAAUGGAAGCAGCAGUUGCUGCAGCUAAAGAAGCUUUUCCCGCUUGGUCCAGAUCAACAAUUUUAUCAAGACAGCAGAUUAUGUUCAGACUUCACGAGCUAAUCAGUAAAAAUCUGGCACGUUUGACAGAAGUUGUAAUCCAAGAAUCAGGAAAGACAAGAAGUGAUGCAGAACGAGAGAGUCUUCGAUGUCUUGAGAUAGUGAAACAUUGCUGCAGUAUUCCAUCUUUACAUCUGGGCGAGUCAUUUCAAAAUAUAUCUCAAGAUAUGGACAUAUUCACGUUCAGACUGCCGCUAGGUGUCACUGCCGGGAUCACACCUUUCAACUUUCCUGCGUUGAUACCUCUUAUGAUAUUUGCUCUGUCCACUGUAUGCGGAAACACGUUUGUACUGAAGACGUCAUCUUAUGAUCCCGGGGCUGUGAUGAUCUUGGUAGAACUGUGUAGAGAAUCUGGGUUUCCGCCUGGUGUUGUCAAUGUUAUACAUGGACGCAAAGAACCGGUCACUUUUCUAUGUGAUCAUCCUGACAUUAAGGCUAUCUCUUUCGUCGGCUCGGACCAGGCGGGUAACUAUAUCUACGAGAGGGCGUGUAAAAAUGGAAAACGCGCGCAGUGCAAUCUUGGCGCCAAGAACUACGUAGUUGUCAUGCCAGACGCCAACAAAGAAAGAACUUUGUCCAGUUUGCUUUCAGGUGCUUAUGGCGGCGCUGGUCAGAGGUGUAUGUCCGUGUCCACAGCAAUAUUUGUUGGCGAGUCUAAAGAAUGGAUUUCAGAGCUUGUCGAGAAGGCGAAACAAUUCAAAGUCAAUGGCGGCACUGACCCUGAAGCAGACAUUGGUCCACUGAUUUCACCUGAAGCUAAGAAGCGAGUCUGUGGUCUCCUUCAGUCUGGUGUUGAUGCAGGAGCCAAGUUGCUGCUUGAUGGCCGUCACAUAAAAGUGAAAGGUUAUGAAAAGGGAAACUUUGUGGGACCAACCAUCUUAAGUCACGUACAUCCCAAAAUGGAAUGUUACACUGCUGAAAUAUUUGGUCCGGUAUUAACCGUACUAGAAGUGGAUACAUUAGAUGACGCCAUCAACAUUGUCAGAACUAACCCUUAUGGGAAUUCAACCGCCAUCUUCACAACAAAUGGAGCUUCAGCGCGGAAGUAUACAAUGGAAUGUGAUGUGGGUCAGGUCGGUGUCAAUGUUGCUGUUCCUUUUCCAAAUCCAACUUUUUCAUUUACUGGGUCACGUGGAUCUUUCAAAGGCGAUCUCCACUUUAAGGGAAAGCAGGGUCUCCAAUUUUGUACUCAGACGAAAACAGUGAUUCAAAUGUGGCGUGCAGAACACUCAGUGUCAGCUCAACCUGCUACAUCUAUGCCUGUACAUCAGUAACAAAAGACCCGUUCCUAUUCACAUUCAAUUCAAACUGUUUAAGAUUCAUCUUUCCAUAACUUGUUUUACAACCUCAUUAAUUCAAUCUUAAGACUUCGUCUAUAAGAAAGAAGAUGUACAAAACACAAUACACACGCCAGCUCUGUGAUUUAUAGCUAUAUCGCUACUAUUUUAAGUUCCUCUUGGGAAAGGUGGUGUUGGGGCCCCUGGCUACUGUUUUGUAUAUCUAAUCGUUAGCAGAGGAAUCUGAUAAAAGGGAUCAUACUUAAUCAGGAUAAAAAUAUUUAAAAUGUGUGUCUUUCCUUAGAGUAUAAGAGAGGAAAAGGGGAGGGAAAUGGUGUCAAGUGUCAUUAACGAGUGUCUAGACACAAGUGACCAAUCUUUCGACACCUUGUGUGAAUAGUUAAUGACAAAGUCAAUACUGGGAGAAAAUAUUUUUCUGUUCAACAAUAGAAACAAUAUAAAGGCUUUAAAAAAAACUUUCAA
Molecule: messenger RNA, 2125 nt
Organism: Biomphalaria glabrata
Lineage: Eukaryota; Metazoa; Mollusca; Gastropoda; Planorbidae
Product: methylmalonate-semialdehyde dehydrogenase [acylating], mitochondrial-like
Exons: 13
Coding region: 65-1639 (524 amino acids)
Biological process (GO): thymine catabolic process; L-valine catabolic process
Cellular component (GO): mitochondrion
Molecular function (GO): methylmalonate-semialdehyde dehydrogenase (acylating, NAD+) activity; malonate-semialdehyde dehydrogenase (acetylating, [NAD(P)+]) activity
Source: RefSeq, a predicted model, not a curated record